This is a messenger RNA of Durusdinium trenchii, 522 nucleotides long. NCBI's taxonomy places the organism in Eukaryota, Dinophyceae, Suessiales, Symbiodiniaceae. The record is from the annotation of a GenBank genome assembly.
AUGGCCUCGGUCCUGCGGCGCCCGAAAGCGCGCCCUCGCCCUCGCCUUCGCACCUGCCGAUGGAUGCGGGUGCGGUGUGCAGAGGGCAACGUGGUCGUGCGGAUGGGCGGCUUGUCAGAGGUGCCCAGGGAGGGAGGAGAGAUGAAACGCAGAGCCAGCACGUCGUUCCACAGCCACUUUGGCCGCUUUUCUUUGUCAGGCUCCAGAAAUUGGGUGCCGAAAGGCGUUGCGAAGCCCUGGUCCCAUGCACGGCGCGUGCUGGAGAAGCAGGGUUUGGUCCUGCUGCGAGGGCUUCUGCCCAAAGAUGCUGUGGCUUGCGCGCGGACAAGGCUUUUGACUGAGUUGAAGCAGCUCAAAGCGGUCGGAGCUGGUGCAGAGCUGUCCCCAGAAUGCGCAGAGGGCGAGGUGCCCAUGCCUUCGCUCCUUCGUCGCUUGGAUCUUCAGGCUCUUCCGGAGGUCCAAGCAGUCUUGGAGCACGCGGCGCUUUUUGAUGCAACCGCGCGCGGCUCGAAUUGCCUGUGA